Messenger RNA from Mizuhopecten yessoensis (Yesso scallop), 375 nucleotides. RefSeq names its product unconventional myosin heavy chain 6-like. Gene Ontology annotation, cellular component: cytoskeleton. Lineage: Eukaryota; Metazoa; Mollusca; Bivalvia; Pectinida; Pectinidae. The transcript is spliced from 3 exons. The record is from RefSeq and is a predicted model, not a curated record. The annotation marks the transcript as partial.
GGUACUGCAUGAAUGAAUGUUUGCAUGUUGGUGAUUUCAGAAUCCCGAUUGGGGCGUUCUUAAGGCUCCGAUAAAGGCGGGGCUCACUCAGCUCCAGGGGGAGGACCUCAACAAUCGCGCGGUGUCUGUCUUCAAAAUGAUUUUACGAUACAUGGGAGAUCCCCACCUGAGUAAGAGGAGAGAAAAGGCAAUGGCUGACUAUAUCGUACUGAUGGGUCUGAACAACGAAGGACUUCGAGAUGAGAUUUACUGUCAGGUGGCGAACCAGUGUUGGAACAACCAGGACCUCACCGCCAUAGGACGGGCCUGGUGUCUGAUGGCUGCGUGCCUCAGUGCCUUCCCACCCAGCGAAAAACUCUUCAAAUACCUACUGAA